AAAGGUGUGGAGUGGUCUAAAUUCUGAAUUUUCCAAAAUUAGAAGCAAAGCAAAAAAAUGGCAAACAUUUCAAUUCCACUCCCACGAACCGGUUUGUUGUCCACACGCAACUGCUCAACCAAACGCCCAUCCUUCGCCACUUCAGCUCCACCUUUCAGAAUUACUUGCUCUGUUGUAAGAGAAGGUGACUUAGAUGGAUCUGAAAAUAAAGCAAGGUUAUUUAGUUUUAAUACAAUCAAGGGCGUUGCUUGUGGUAUUCUUGCAGCUUACACUGUUACUUCUGCUUCAUUUCCCGUUAUUGCUGCUACUCAGAGGUUGCCCCCGUUGUCAACUGAGCCCAAUCGCUGCGAGCGGGCAUUUGUUGGCAACACAAUUGGUCAGGCAAAUGGUGUGUAUGACAAACCAUUAGAUCUUCGAAAAUGUGACUUUACAAAUGAAAAAUCCAACCUAAAGGGGAAGACACUGUCUGCAGCACUAAUGUCUGAUGCCAAGUUCGAUGGCGCUGACAUGACAGAAGUUAUAAUGUCGAAAGCUUAUGCUGUCGGGGGCAGCUUCAAAGGUGUGGACUUCUCAAACGCAGUAUUGGACCGAGUUAAUUUCGGGAAAGCUGAUCUCCAAGGAGCUGUAUUUAGGAACACGGUUUUGUCGGGGUCGACCUUUGACGAAGCUAAACUAGAAGGUGCUGUUUUUGAGGAUACUAUCAUUGGUUACAUUGAUCUCCAGAAGAUAUGCAGAAAUACGAGUAUCGGCGAGGAAGGAAGAGCCGAGCUAGGAUGUCGAUGAUGAUUAAGAAAUGUUUUCAUUCAUGUCUUUUUUUUUCUUUCUUUCUUGUAAGCUGCUAUAACAUGAAUCCAUGAUAUAGGAGAGUAAAUUGGUGAGGAGAAAUAGUACAUGUUUGCUGCUACAUUACAUCCAAAAGUAAAUCCAAUUGUUUUCUUUUUCUUUGUAAUGUAUUAUUUCAUUUGAAAUGCAGUAACUUAUAAAUUGAAAACAUUACUAAUGGUAUGAGUAAUUACUUGCACUUGUUUUUAA
Molecule: messenger RNA, 1032 nt
Organism: Vicia villosa (hairy vetch)
Lineage: Eukaryota; Viridiplantae; Streptophyta; Magnoliopsida; Fabales; Fabaceae
Product: thylakoid lumenal 17.4 kDa protein, chloroplastic
Exons: 4
Coding region: 58-783 (241 amino acids)
Source: RefSeq, a predicted model, not a curated record